AUGGCCAACAAGAUGGACAUGUCCCUGGACGACAUCAUUAAACUCAACGGGAGCCAGCGUGGCAGAUGCGGCGGGGACCGGGACCGGGAUCGGGACCGAGACCGAAGUCGGGCUGGAGCCCAGGACGGCCGCGACGGCGGAGAGGCGCAGGGGGCAGCCCGCGCAAGCCGAGGCGGGGGCCCCAUCCGGAACAGGCGGGCCGUGGCCCGCGGAGUGGCCCGCGGCGGCGGCAUCAACCGACCCGCGCCCUACAGACGACCAAAACAGCUUCCAGACAAGUGGCAGCCGGACGUGUUCCACAGUGACUUUGGAGGAGGGAGCCCCACUGAGACCGGGACCAAGUUGCUGAUCUCCAAUCUGGAUCCUGGGGUCUCGGAUGCCGAUAUUCAGGAACUGUUUGCUGCCUUUGGAACUCUGAAGAAGGCAGCCGUGCAUUAUGAUCGCUCCGGGGGAAGCUUAGGAACAGCAGAUGUUCACUUUGAGCGAAAAGCCGAUGCUCUGAAGGCCAUGGAACGCUAUAAUGGUGUCACCUUGGAUGAUAGACCCAUGAACAUCCAGCUUGUUCUAGCAGAGACUCAUCAACAACGAAGACCCACACAGAGUGAAAAUCGAGGUGGAAUGACCGGGAGCCGCGGCUCUGGAGGCGGCCCCCAGAGAGGCGGCCCUGGAGGCAAGCGACGACCAGAACGAGGGAGUGCAAGAAAUUCCAGCUUUCCAGAGAAGAACUAGAUGCACAACUGGACGCUUAUAAUGCCAUAAUUGAAUUCGAGUUAAACUAGCCAGCAUAUUCU
Molecule: messenger RNA, 791 nt
Organism: Antechinus flavipes (yellow-footed antechinus)
Lineage: Eukaryota; Metazoa; Chordata; Mammalia; Dasyuromorphia; Dasyuridae
Product: THO complex subunit 4-like
Exons: 3
Coding region: 1-729 (242 amino acids)
Biological process (GO): mRNA export from nucleus
Cellular component (GO): nucleus
Molecular function (GO): mRNA binding
Source: RefSeq, a predicted model, not a curated record